Molecule: messenger RNA, 2643 nt
Organism: Phyllostomus hastatus (greater spear-nosed bat)
Lineage: Eukaryota; Metazoa; Chordata; Mammalia; Chiroptera; Phyllostomidae
Gene: FZD10
Product: frizzled class receptor 10
Exons: 2
Coding region: 1-2529 (842 amino acids)
Biological process (GO): canonical Wnt signaling pathway; non-canonical Wnt signaling pathway
Cellular component (GO): plasma membrane
Molecular function (GO): Wnt-protein binding; Wnt receptor activity
Source: RefSeq, a predicted model, not a curated record
AUGCGCCCCCAGCCCCCUGCCGCGGGCACCCCACCCCCUCUCCGGCCAGCCUCCGAACUUCCAGUAACCUCGGUGCCCUUGGGUUGGGGUUCGCCGGGAAAGGGGGCGCUGGCGGGAGGCGGCGAGAGGCCCAGGGUGCCCGGGACGAUCUCGAGGGGGUCCCCCGGCAAGGGGGGGGCGCAGGCGGGAGGCGGCGAGAGCAAAGUUGGAGGCCGGCGGAGGGAGAGCAAAGGAGAGGCGGGCAGGACAGACGGAGGCGCCAGGCGGGGUGUCCCGGCCGGGCGGCGGCGCAGGCGGGACAGCGCUGCGUCCCGCGGGGCCCGGAGCCGGCGGCCGGGCGCAAGAGCAGGCGACCGGGCGGCCCCGCUUUCUCAUGCAAAGCAGCGGCGGAGGCGGGGCGCGCGCCCGGGGGCGGGGCCUGUCACCACUCGGCUUUUCCCCCUUCGCCUCUUUGCGAGUCUUCUCACCCCGGGACGCAAACCUCGGAACAGCUGCGGGCUGGGCCCGGCCGAGGCCGGCGGGGGUGGGGAGGAGCCGCGGCGCUGGCCCGGCCACCGUGCGCCCGCGCCGCCCGCCCGCUCCGGACGCGCCGCCCGGGAGCCCCCAGAAGAGGCCAAAGUUUGCUGGCAGAGACGCGCAGCCCGCGCCGGCCGCCUCGCCGAGGGCUCCGGGGCUCCCCUCGCUUCCCGGACGCGGAGCCGGGGCCGGCGACCCGAGCCCGGGAGCGGCGGCUCUGAGGGCGGCGGACCUCCCCGCGCCGGGGGCGCCUCCGACGCCACCAUGCAGCAGCGCCCGGGUCCCCGCCUGUGGCUGGUCCUGCAGGUGAUGGGGUCGUGCGCCGCCAUCAGCUCCAUGGACAUGGAGCGCCCGGGCGACGGCAAGUGCCAGCCCGUGGAGAUCCCGAUGUGCAAGGACAUCGGCUACAACACGACCCGCAUGCCCAACCUGAUGGGCCACGAGAACCAGCGCGAGGCCGCCAUCCAGCUGCACGAGUUCGCGCCGCUCGUGGAGUACGGCUGCCACGGCCACCUCCGCUUCUUCCUGUGCUCGCUGUACGCGCCCAUGUGCACCGAGCAGGUCUCCGCCCCCAUCCCCGCGUGCCGCGUCAUGUGCGAGCAGGCCCGGCUCAAGUGCUCCCCGAUCAUGGAGCAGUUCAACUUCAAGUGGCCCGACUCGCUGGACUGCAGCAAACUCCCCAACAAGAACGACCCCAACUACCUGUGCAUGGAGGCGCCCAGCAACGGCUCGGAGGAGCCGGCGCGCGGCUCGGGCAUGUUCCCGCCGCUCUUCCGGCCGCAGCGGCCCCCGGGCGCGCAGGAGCACCCGCCGAAGGACGGGGGUCCGGGGCGCGCCGGCUGCGCCAACCCCGGCAAGUUCCACCACGUGGAGAAGAGCGCGUCCUGCGCGCCGCUCUGCACGCCCGGCGUGGACGUGUACUGGAGCCGCGACGACAAGCGGUUCGCCGUGGUCUGGCUGGCGGUGUGGGCCGUCCUCUGCUUCUUCUCCAGCGCCUUCACGGUGCUCACCUUCCUCAUCGACCCCGACCGCUUCCGCUACCCCGAGCGCCCCAUCAUCUUCCUCUCCAUGUGCUACUGCGUGUCCUCGCUGGGGUACAUCAUCCGCCUCUUCGCCGGCGCCGAGAGCAUCGCCUGCGACCGGGACAGCGGGCAGCUCUACGUCAUCCAGGAGGGGCUGGAGAGCACGGGCUGCACCCUCGUCUUCCUGGUGCUCUACUACUUCGGCAUGGCCAGCUCGCUCUGGUGGGUGAUCCUCACGCUCACCUGGUUCCUGGCCGCCGGCAAGAAGUGGGGCCACGAGGCCAUCGAGGCCAACAGCAGCUACUUCCACCUGGCGGCCUGGGCCAUCCCCGCCGUGAAGACCAUCCUGAUCCUGGUGCUGCGCAGGGUGGCGGGCGACGAGCUCACCGGCGUCUGCUACGUGGGCAGCAUGGACGUGAACGCGCUCACCGGCUUCGUGCUCGUCCCCCUGGCCUGCUACCUCGUCCUCGGCACGUCCUUCAUCCUGUCGGGCUUCGUGGCCCUCUUCCACAUCCGCCGGGUGAUGAAGACGGGCGGGGAGAACACGGACAAGCUGGAGAAGCUCAUGGUGCGCAUCGGCGUGUUCUCGGUGCUGUACACCGUGCCCGCCACCUGCGUGAUCGCCUGCUACUUCUACGAGCGCCUCAACAUGGAGUACUGGCAGGCGCUGGCCGCGCAGCGCAAGUGCCGGGUCAACAACCAGACCAAGAGCCUGGACUGCCUCCUGGCCGCCUCCAUCCCCGCCGUGGAGAUCUUCCUGGUGAAGAUCUUCAUGCUGCUGGUGGUGGGCAUCACCAGCGGCGUGUGGAUCUGGACCGCCAAGACGCUGCAGUCCUGGCGGGGCGUCUGCAGCCGCCGCUUCAAGAAGAGGAACAGGCGGAAACCCGCCAGCGUCAUCGCCCACGGUGGGAUUUACAAAAAAGCCCAGCACCCCCCGAAAACGUACCUGGGGAAAUACGAGGUCCCGGCCCAGCCCCCCACCUGUGUGUGAAGUGCUGGGGGAUGGGGGCGGGAGCGGAACGCGCCCCCCCCCCCCGGAGGGCUCCCGGGGGCCGAGAGCCUGGCCCGGUGCUCUGCUCCGCCGGUGGGCCGGUCGGGUGGGUUU